CUGUCUGGGCAUUUUGACCUUCCUGGUCGAGCUGGUGUUCUAGAACAAGUCACACACACUGGCCACGAUUGCUGCAGCUACUGCACUGAGCAUGGAGAAGUUAUCAAGACUGGUCCAAGGGGCCAUGUUAUGACCUUUCCAUUCCGCAACUCUGUAUCUGGGCAUGCUAAAUUACGAACUACUGAAGAAGUGGAGAGUAACUCGUAUGAUGCCCUUUGAGAGAAAUAAAACUGUAAGUAACUUGCUACUAACAGGUAGUAACAAACAUUAUUUUGUAAGUGGCAAGAGACUGAUUUCUUAAGAGGUUUAACUGAGAAAUGUUCACGCCAGUUUGAAGUUGUAAUCACUGAUAGGAUACCUUUUGUUUGAGAGAAUGGUUCCCAAUUUGGUGAUAUUAUUCAGUGGCUGUUUUUGUUACAAAAUGGUUUUUAAGAAAUUACUCGAGAUGCUUAAUCCUCAUGUUAGACAUUUAAUUUUUAGGUCUGUGGUUUCAAGGCACCAAGCCCUUUGCUUCAGCUGCCAAGUUUUGACAUUGUCAGUGGUGUUGGUAUAGAUGCUAUGCAUUGUGUUUAUCUAGGAGUGGUUAAGCAGCUUGUUGGUCUAUGGUUCAAUCCAAAACACAGUGGUCAGAGAUGGUAUUGUGGAAACAGUGUUGAGAAAGUGGACAAACGCCUUCUGGAAAUUAAACCACCGAGUGUGAUCACCAGAAUUCCUAGAAGUAUACAACACCAUCUGAAAUUUUGGAAAGGUAUUAAAAUUGAAAUAAGUCAGUCAUUCUUAGAGAUUUUCAUUUUCAAUUCAUAUUUUCAAUCUUUGUGCUAAGAACUCCAUUCAAACUCCCAAGUCUCUUAUUUUUGGAUGGGCAUACAGUUGUAUGGAUCAUGACAACCAUUCAUGAAAGUACAGAAAAAGUUUAGAUUUUAUACUUCCAUUCAUAAAGGAAUAAAUAAAAUACCAGAUUCUAUAUUAUUGCAGCAACAGAGUACCGCAACUGGCUAUUGUACUACUCUCUCCCAUGCAUGAAGGGUAUACUUGAUGAGAAGUAUCACCAGCAUUAUGCCCUGUUGGUUGGUGGCAUCAUCUUCUUGUCAGGAAGAUCCAUAUCACCUGAACAGUUAGAAAUGGCUGGGAAGCUCUUGAUGCACUUUGUUGAGAUGCAUGAUGCAUAUUAUGGUGUGUAUGAAGACAUCUUUUGUGAAUGCCUUUUUUUAAACAGUGACUAACAAACCUCAAGACCAUUACAGCAAGUGCUUAUGCAUUAUUCAUAUAUGUCUACCCAUCCCUCACUGGACUAAGUUGCUGGGUUGUUUGUUUUAUACACUGUCAUUUUUUAAAACUUGCAUCUUAUCUAUUUAGGGCCAAGAUAUGUGCUAAUGAAUCAUCACAUGCUUCUUCACUUAAAAAAGUCUGUGUAUGACCAUGGUCCCCUUUGGAGCAGUUCCCUUUUUGUAUUUGAAGACUGGAAUGGUGACAUUGGCAAUUACUUUCAUGGAACACAGAAUAUUGCAAACCAAGUAAGAUUAUUUAUGUAUACAUACACCUUAUUUGAUGGUUUAGCAUAUAAUAUGGUCAUCUCUGCAGUGUGACAUUUGCCAUAAACUUGAAGUUUAACACGUCUCUAUGAUGGAUACACAAGAUUUUAUUGUUGUUAUGUCAAAUACCUCACCACAAGUUUUAGUCUAAUUAGUGAUUCGUUUUAAAGUUUCGUCUCACCCUGGUUAGUUGUUUUUACUUGAAGAUAAUGACUGCAGUUACCAGCCACCAACGUCUUCCCCAGUGGAUAGAUGAGAUGCCCUCAGGAAGUGCCAAAGAUUUGGUUUUCCAACUAUGUGGACAAACUAACAGGUUAGUCUUCACGCAGUAGUUUUAAGAAAGUGCAAGUAUUGUUUGAUACUGUAAUAGAAAUUUAAAUUUCUAUUUAGAUUUCAUUAUUAACUAGUUUAUUACACCUCAUACCUUCAAAUUUAAUAAUAGCUAGGUUGCCUAUCUAAGUAGCCACAUAGACCUUUGUACAGAUUGGAUUCUAAACUAAUGCUUAUACAUAUAAGAAAAAAAACAAGAUUUUUAGUGUGAGUGAGUGAGAGUUGACCUUUGAUUUAAAGCCUGUGUUUCUUUGCAUCUGAUACAAUAAAUCAUUUCUUUGCUUUACUCACUGUGGUUUGUAACUAUUUUCCUUUUAGGACAAACAGAACACACCUAAAGGACGAUUUCUAUGCAGUUGGUGCACUCAAGAAAGGCCUACUUACUGAUGCAGAUUUUGAUGAGGACCUCCUCACAUUUCUGGGCAUAGAGUCACUUUCUGAAGUAACCUUUUUCUCAAGGCUCCAAAUUGGAGGAGCAACAUUCCACUCCAGAAUGUACAAACGAGUGGUCAGAAGGAACAACUAUACCAUAGCCUACCGGCAAGGGGAAAGCUGCAACUGUUAUGGCCAAAUUGAAGUGUUCUUUGUGGUCAGGGAUGAUCCGAGAAUGACCUGUGGAGCUGUAGUGUCUCCACUGACUGUGUCCAGUCAACACGUUUGUAAUAUCCAUGAAGUAUUGGGGAACCCGGUGACCCACAUUGUCUGUCUUCAGAAGCCAAACAAGAAGAGAUUCACUGUUGUCACUCUUGGAGACAUUAUUGACAUAUGCGUCUACAUGGAGUUUUCAGACUGUAAUUUGGGAUAUGCAGCUCUUUUUCCAAACCACAUUGAAAGAGACUGA
Messenger RNA from Porites lobata, 2703 nucleotides. The record is from the annotation of a GenBank genome assembly. Lineage: Eukaryota; Metazoa; Cnidaria; Anthozoa; Scleractinia; Poritidae.